AAAGGCAGUGAAACCAAAGAGAAGAGGGAGAAACGCCCCAGUUUGCUGGAUUUCACAGGAAACAUGGGGAUGCCCUUGAUGCCUGAUGAUGACAUACAUGUGGCUUUUGUGAGUGGCAGCAUCCCACCUUCCUUGCAGACCCAAGCUUUGCUACAAGUACAAACCUUCAGCUUUCCAGGAAAGAGAAGCAGAGGGCACCACCCCUUAUCUCCCUCCAACAGCUGUUUGUUGGCAGGUGGCCAGUCAAGAGGGCGGAGAGAAGGAACCCUUAUAACUUGCCUGCAAUCGACUUUCAUUUUUAAAAAUAUCACAUCAGUAUAGAGUCUCACGGGGACAUCCUCUCCAGUAGCCAGAAAAAAAAGCAAGAGAAAAUUGCCAAGUUGAACCAGGAGUUGCCCCACAGUGCCCACUGUCUCCAGAGUCUGAGCUCCAAUUCCAAUGAACUCCCAGCAGAAUGCUCUCCGGCAAGAUCCUCUUUCGCAAGGCCAGUACUGUGACCCAAGGAUCCAGAAGCGUAUCGAAAAUUUUUACCUUUCCAAGGAGAAACUUCUACAAGUGAAGGAUGCCAUGUUAGCUGCCAUGGAGAGGGGCCUAAAGCAGAAGGUUAAAGAAGGCAACUCUUUACUUAUGUUGCCUUCUUAUGUUUGUGCCAUGCCUGAUGAUACUGAGAGAGGGGAUUUCCUUGGCAUUGAGCUGUACUACAACCAGGCCAAGGUCUUGUUGUUGCAGCUGACAGAUAACUUGCAGGAGCCAGAGAUACUGAAGAAAAAGUCUUUCCCUCUUCCUGAGAAGGUUAUGAGUGGCAAUGGGGAGCAGGUUUUUGAAUUCCUGGCCCAGAGCCUGGCUACGUUUUUGAGUGGACUUAACAUCAACACGAAGUUUUUCCCACUGGGCUUUUCCUUUCCCUUCCCUUGUGAACAUACCUCACUGAGCCAGUGCAAACUGAUCAAGUGGAGUAUGAAUUGCCGCUGGCCAGCCAUGGAGGAACGUGAUGUGGCAGAAAUGCUCCAAACAGCCAUUAACCAAUACUGCAAGGACUACCAAAUAGAGGUUCUUGCUGUAGUGAAUAAUACUGUGGGGAUCUUGUUGAGCUGCAGUUCUGAAGCAGAGCCUUGUGACAUUGGGCUACUUCUAGAUUUUGGCACUAACUGCUGCUACAUGGAGGAGACACAGCGCAUAAUCGGCAUGGGUGAAGACGCAAAACGCAUGUGUCUGAAUGUGGAAUGGGGAUCUUUUGGGAAUGCUGCUGAGUUGGAUGACCUAUUGACAGAGUUUGACCAGAUAAUGGAUAAGCAGUCUACAGAUCAAGGCAAAUACAGAUAUGAGAAGUUGGUUGGCAGCAAGUACCUCUGUGAACUUGUCCGCACGACUUUGGCCAACUUGGCUGAGAAGGGUGAGCUUUUCAAUGGGGUCUUGACUCCUACCCUGCUGACCAAAGGAAACCUGGAGCUCCAAGACAUUGUGGAGAUCAUUGAUGACAAAGUGGGCCUGGCCAAAGCCAAGAACUUUCUUUUCCGCCUUGGGCUGGUGGCAAGCAAUCAAGACUGUUUCCACGUGCAACAAAUAUGCCAAGCUGUAUUUACCCGAUCCGCCAACCUUUGUGCUGCUGGACUGGCUGGCCUCCUUACCCAUAUCCGUACCGUUCAAGGACUAUCAGCACUGAAGGCCUUUGUGGCUGUGGAUGGGGAACUGUUCAAGAGUCAGACACAAUAUCGUGACAUCCUGCAGCAAAUGUUGAAAUCACUGGUUCCUGAAUGUACUGUCCAUUUUGUCCUGUCAGAAAAUGGCAGUGGAUACGGGGCUGCCUUAGCAGCAGCUGUAGCCGUGCGACUUAAAGGCCAGAAGAAGGGGAUAGCUGAUAUCCUGGCACCUUUUCAACUUUCUAUGGUGGAACUGGAAAAACUACAGAACUUGAUGAGGCAGGAGAUGGAGAAGGGCCUGGGGAAGGAGACACACGGCACAUCCAUUGUCCGCAUGCUGCCCACUUAUGUGCGCCACUUGCCUGAUGGCACUGAGAAAGGUGAUUUCCUGGCAUUGGAUCUGGGUGGAACCAAUUUCCGAGUGCUGAUGGUGCAAGUGCGAAGCAAAGAGGAAGGUGGUGUGCACAUGAUCAGUGAAGUUUACACUGUUCCACCAGAUAUAGCCCAGAGCAAUGCAGAAAAGCUCUUUGGCCACAUUGUUAACUGCAUGGUGGAUUUCCACAACAAGCACAACAUCUUGGGGCGAGGACUGCCACUCGGUUUCACUUUUUCCUUUCCCUGCAAUCAGGUCAGCCUGGACAAGGGCAUCUUGCUGAGAUGGACAAAAGGAUUCAGUGCCCAAGGUUGUGUGGGAGAAGAUGCAGUGGGUUUGCUGAAGGAAGCAAUGCAGCGGACACCGGAUGUUGAUAUAGAUGUGGUUGCCAUAGUGAAUGACACUGUAGGAACCAUGAUGUCAUGUGCCUAUGGGGACCCCAACUGCGAGGUCGGCCUUAUUGUUGGAACGGGUUGCAAUGCUUGCUACAUGGAGGAGAUGCGGAACAUUGGCACUGUGGAGGGGGAUGAGGGAAGAAUGUGUAUCAACAUGGAAUGGGGAGCAUUUGGAGAUGAUGGUUGUCUUGAACGCUACAUGACAUCUUUUGACAAAAAAGUGGAUGCAAACUCCAUCAAUGCUGGCCAGCAGAGGUAUGAGAAGCUCAUCAGUGGCAUGUACUUGGGAGAGAUAGUACGCUACAUUCUUCUGGAACUAGCAUCUCACAAUAUUCUCUUUAAGGGUCGAGAAUCAUCUAUACUAAACACCAAAGAUAUCUUUCCCACCAAAUUCCUAUCGAGUGUUGAGGACAGCGAAGGCCACCAAAACGUGUGUAGUGCUCUGGAAGAACUCGGGUUGUCUGUGUCUCCUGAGGAUGCGUUAAUGGUACAAGAAGUCUGCCAUACCGUCUCUUCACGUGCUGCUAAGGUGUGCGCAGCUGGAGUGGCUGCUGUUGUGGAAAAGAUCAGAGAGAAUAAGCGCAUGGCGAAGCUGGAGGUGACCGUUGGAGUGGAUGGGACUCUCUAUAAGAUGCAUAAUUACUUUGCAAAGAAGCUUCAUGACACUGUGGCACAACUAGCUCCAAACUGUACUGUUAAAUUCUUGUUGUCUGAAGAUGGCUCCGGGAAGGGAGCUGCCCUGAUAGCUGCUGUAGCCAAUAAAUAAGAUACGCAUCUGUUUGACUCUCAGUAAGCUGGACACUGGAUUGUCCUCUGCCACAUACUGACUGAUCACCACAUGCAAUUUCACCCUUCUUUGAGACAGUUGUGGCAAAGCUGGAGAAAAGACAAGUUAUGAUAGCUGUGGUGUUUUGUCUUUGCAACUCUUUUCUCUUGAGAUUUCUGAUUCACAAUCAAGCACGGAAGUGAGAUAAGGAAAUAAAGAAAAUUCAUGCCAUGA
Messenger RNA from Anolis sagrei ordinatus, 3408 nucleotides. It is a transcript of the gene HK3, whose product is annotated as hexokinase 3. The record is from RefSeq and is a predicted model, not a curated record. Gene Ontology annotation, biological process: intracellular glucose homeostasis; carbohydrate phosphorylation; glycolytic process. Gene Ontology annotation, molecular function: glucokinase activity; D-glucose binding; fructokinase activity. Gene Ontology annotation, cellular component: mitochondrion; cytosol. NCBI's taxonomy places the organism in Eukaryota, Metazoa, Chordata, Lepidosauria, Squamata, Anolidae.